Aspergillus mulundensis is the source of this 621-nucleotide messenger RNA. RefSeq lists its product as uncharacterized. Bases 1 to 621 code for a protein of 206 amino acids. The record is from RefSeq and is a predicted model, not a curated record. Lineage: Eukaryota; Fungi; Ascomycota; Eurotiomycetes; Eurotiales; Aspergillaceae. The transcript has 2 exons.
AUGGGCCCAGAUAGUGCUAUCGCAACGCCCGAUGAGCCCCCUGUCUUCAACUACAUUCUCUCAUUCCUCCUCGUCGGGGUAGCAUGGGGCUUCACGACCCCCUUUAUCCGCCGCGCAGCAGCGGACUUCCAAGCGCGACAAGAGCAGCAGCAAGAAGCUCAACAAACAGAGCUCCAGCCUACACACCAACCUCGAACCGAUGAUCAUGACGAUGAUGGCAGAAGCUCAAGCUCAAGCGACGAAGACCAACCCCUCCCUCCGCCGCCCUCGGAUCCCUCAGCAACGGCGCAACCAACCCCAGCCUGGAUGAACCAACCCUCCUCAUCCUCAUCCUGGCUCAAAAUGAAAAUCGUCUCGGUUUUCUGGACGGUCGUUAACCUUCUCCGCACACCAGCGUACUCGGUGCCGCUGGUGAUCAAUCUGACAGGGAGCGUGUGGUUCUUCCUCUUGGUUGGGAAGCAUGAACUCUCGCUGACCGUCCCCCUCGCAAACUCGAGCGCAUUCCUCUUCACGGUCCUAGGCGAGUGGUAUGUGGAGAAGAAGGUCAUUGCGCGGGAGACAUGGCUGGGGAUGGCGCUGGUGCUAGGCGGGAUUGCAAUUUGCGUCAAGUCAAAGUCGUGA